This is a messenger RNA of Pterocles gutturalis (yellow-throated sandgrouse), 1698 nucleotides long. It is a transcript of the gene FBXL3, whose product is annotated as F-box and leucine-rich repeat protein 3. The record is from RefSeq and is a predicted model, not a curated record. Gene Ontology annotation, molecular function: protein binding. The transcript is spliced from 4 exons. Lineage: Eukaryota; Metazoa; Chordata; Aves; Pterocliformes; Pteroclidae. Gene Ontology annotation, cellular component: nucleus; cytosol; SCF ubiquitin ligase complex. Gene Ontology annotation, biological process: G2/M transition of mitotic cell cycle; regulation of cell cycle; SCF-dependent proteasomal ubiquitin-dependent protein catabolic process. The coding region runs from base 1 to 1302 and encodes 433 amino acids.
AUGAAACGAGGAAGAAAAACUAAUGAGGCCAACAGCAGUUCAUCUGAAGAGACAACUGAGGAAGAAUCCAAGAGACACAAGGUUAUAGAUGAGAAAACCAUAGUUGUGCAGAGUCCUGACUGGGCAAACCUGCUUCAAGACAUUAUCCUGCAGGUGUUUCAAUACUUGCCCCUUCUGGAUCGCGCUCAUGCAUCACAGGUCUGCCGAAGCUGGAACCAGGUGUUUCAUAUGCCUGAUCUCUGGAGGUGUUUUGAGUUUGAACUGAAUCAACCAGCUACGUCUUACUUGAGGGCUACGCAUCCUGAACUAAUCAAACAAAUAAUAAAGAGGCAUUCCAAUCACCUGCAGUAUGUAAGCUUCAAGGUGGACAGUAGCAAGGAAUCUGCAGAAGCAGCUUGUGAUAUUUUGUCACAGCUUGUGAAUUGCUCUCUGAAAACACUUGGGCUAAUUUCAACUGCCCGGCCAAGCUUCAUGGAUUUACCAAAGUCUCACUUUAUUUCUGCACUGACAGUGGUGUUCGUAAACUCCAAAUCCCUCUCUUCACUUAAGAUUGACGAUACACCAGUAGAUGAUCCAUCUCUCAAAGUGCUAGUGGCUAACAACAGUGACACGCUCAAACUGUUGAAAAUGAGCAGUUGUCCUCAUGUUUCUCCAGCUGGUAUCCUUUGCGUGGCUGACCAGUGUCAUGGCUUACGUGAGUUGGCGCUGAACUACCAUCUGCUGAGUGAUGAGCUUCUGCUUGCUUUGUCUUCUGAAAAACACGUCAGGUUAGAACACUUGCGCAUUGAUGUUGUCAGUGAAAAUCCUGGACAGACUCAGUUCCACAUGAUUCAGAAGAGCAGCUGGGAUGCUUUCAUCAAGCAUUCUCCUAAAGUAAAUUUAGUCAUGUACUUUUUCUUGUACGAAGAAGAGUUUGACCCAUUCUUUCGUUACGAAAUACCUGUCACUCACCUUUACUUUGGAAGAUCAGUAAGCAAAGACGUACUUGGCCGCGUUGGGAUGACGUGUCCUCGGUUAGUUGAACUGGUGGUGUGUGCCAAUGGAUUGCGGCCGCUGGAUGAAGAGCUGAUCCGUAUUGCAGAACGCUGCAAGUAUCUGUCAGCCGUUGGCCUAGGAGAAUGUGAAGUCUCUUGCAGUGCCUUUGUUGAGUUUGUGAAGAUGUGUGGCGGUCGUCUCUCUCAGCUUUCUAUUAUGGAGGAAGUUUUGAUUCCUGAUCAGAAAUACAGCUUAGAGCAGAUUCAUUGGGAAGUCUCAAAACAUUUGGGUAGAGUCUGGUUCCCGGACAUGAUGCCUACAUGGUAAAGUCCUUAAAAGACUUUGGGGCUGAUGGAAUAGCACCUUAAACUCAAGCUUACCAUAUUGCAAUUUACUGUAUAAGCUUAUUUAAUACUAUAGUUUUUACUGCGAGUUACUUCAUUGUUUGAUUGUAAAAUUAAUUUUUAAUUCAAAGAUGAUUUAUGAAAUACAGAUUCAAAAAUAGAAAUCAUGGAUAGCUCCAAAACCUGUUUUCAUCCAAACAAAAAUCUGUUUUCUGAUUUAGAUUUGUUCUUUUUCAUUGACAGUGACCUCAAACUUCGAUGGAAAUAAAAAUGUAUGUAAAAAUAUUGAAAAGUACCUGCAAAAUAUCAGUUUUAAUACGCUGUCCUUCUUUGAUUUAGACAUUACUACUGAACACUAUCAGGUUUGAUCUUAAAAAAG